Molecule: messenger RNA, 241 nt
Organism: Pollicipes pollicipes
Lineage: Eukaryota; Metazoa; Arthropoda; Thecostraca; Pollicipedomorpha; Pollicipedidae
Product: transmembrane protease serine 6
Biological process (GO): proteolysis
Molecular function (GO): serine-type endopeptidase activity
Source: RefSeq, a predicted model, not a curated record
CGGCCAGGACGUUGAGAUGGCCGGCUGGGGCCUGGUCGAGUUCGGCGGCGAGACGGCCGACGUGCUGCAGGAGGUGCCGCUGCGCGUGGUCGACGAGGACGCCUGUGAAGACGCCUACCGCCAGGCGCCCGCGUUCAACAUGACAUUUCCCGGCGGCUUUCAGGGCACCAAGAUCUGUGCGGGCAGCCGCGACGACAAGCCACGGGACGCGUGUCGGGGAGACUCGGGGGGUCCACUGAUG